Messenger RNA from Durio zibethinus, 1679 nucleotides. RefSeq names its product PLANT HOMOLOGOUS TO PARAFIBROMIN (gene PHP). The record is from RefSeq and is a predicted model, not a curated record. Gene Ontology annotation, biological process: positive regulation of transcription elongation by RNA polymerase II; transcription elongation by RNA polymerase II. NCBI's taxonomy places the organism in Eukaryota, Viridiplantae, Streptophyta, Magnoliopsida, Malvales, Malvaceae. Gene Ontology annotation, cellular component: Cdc73/Paf1 complex. Gene Ontology annotation, molecular function: RNA polymerase II complex binding.
GUAAAAAUCCCUCGAGUUCCAACAGAAACUGACCAAGGAUCCUCACUAUAAAAUCCACUUAGAACAACACACGUAUUCCGCUAAAACCAUCGAUCCCGUAAGGUUUCCCUCCUUUCCUCUUUGUUGCUCCUAAACCCUUGAAAAGCAAUGGACCCACUUUCCGCCCUCCGCGACUUCACAAUCCGGGGCGAGCUCGACAAAAUCAUCCGAGUCAACGACGAGUUCCGCUUUGGCACCGACUAUUCCUUCCCAUGUUCCGUCGAAACCGCCUAUCGUUCGAAACCAGGCAACCUCUACACUCUCGAAACCUUGGUUUUUUACAUCCAAAACCACCAUCUUAAGCACACGGAUUACAUGCACAACUCUCUCUCACUCCGCAUCCCCGCCGUCACUUUCACCGACCGUAAGCCCCUCCUCGAUUACCUUACCGGAAAAGUCUCCAACUCCGAUUCCAUUGUUUGGAACCCACCGAAGUUCCCUGACGAGUUUCGACCCGCCCCGUCUGGGUUCGACCCGGAUAGCAGUAAACCUAAAGGUAAUACCAAUGAUGUUGUUUUGGAUGAAAUCGGAGAUACUCAUUUUGAUAUUAAAGAUAAAGAGAUUGAAUAUGCGGAUUAUAUGGGAAUAAUUCAAUCAAUUGAGAGGCCUUUGAAGGAUAGAGAAGGGAUUCUGGAAUGUAAAAAUAGGGAUUUUUAUAGUGUUCUUGUUGCAUCUACGAAAAGGGAAGAAGAAAAGCAGAGACUUGAGUCUCAGCAGAGGAAAGAUGGGUUAGUUGCUAAGAGUAGAUUAAUGGGGGCAGAAGAGAGGGGAUUGGGGUUAAGUUAUGGGGAAGAAACUAUGGGAUAUGAUUCAAAGCCGAAAAUGCAUUUAAAAGGGAGCAAACUUGGGGAAGGAGUGCCUAUUAUUUUAGUGCCUAGUGCAUUUCAGACUUUGAUUACUAUUUAUAAUGUGAAGGAGUUUUUGGAAGAUGGUGUUUUUGUGCCUACUGAUGUAAAGGUGAAGCAGAUGAAAGGGGCGAGGCCGGAGUGUGUUACUGUGCAGAAGAAGUUUAGUAGGGACAGAGAUAGGGUAGUAACAGCGUAUGAAGUGAGGGAUAAGCCCUCUGCUUUGAAGCCGGAAGAUUGGGAUCGUGUGGUGGCAGUAUUUGUGUUGGGGAAAGAGUGGCAGUUCAAGGAUUGGCCUUUCAAGGAUCAUGUGGAGAUUUUUAAUAAGAUUAUUGGAUUUUUUAUGCGAUUUGAGGAUGACAGUGUAGAGUCUGCGAAGAUUGUGAAGCAAUGGAAUGUGAAGAUUAUUUCGAUUAGCAAGAACAAGAGACACCAAGAUAGGGCUGCAGCUCUGGAGGUCUGGGACAGACUUGAAGAAUUUGUGCGGGGAAGAUCACAUUCGUAAACUGUGCAGCUUUUAGAAAAUAUUUCUAUGUAUGUGUUUGAUGUUCAUCAGCUAUGACCUUCUUUGAUGUAGCUUUGAAUUUUGUUGAAGUAUUUAAGAAUAUUGAUCACCUUGUUAUGACAAUUGGCGAUCUUAUUAUAUUUUUCUUAUCAGGGGUGCAUUGCCAAUUAAGUUCAGUGUAAGGCGGUGGCUUUAACAUUAUAAUUUGUUUUUAAUUGAUGACGUGUACAGAUAGAACAGGAUGUCCCUUGACGUUUUUGUUUAUGAUAAAUAUAAAUCGUGGAACAAAA